UGACAGAUCAAGACUCUGUCUCAAAAAAGAAGAAAAGAAAAGAAAAGUAAGAAAGGGAAUUAGAAUGAGAGAGAGAUAUUUGGGAAUUGACAAGUAUAGUUGGUUAAACCAUUAAAAUGGUAGCGAUCAACUAAAGAACAAGUAUGUGUAGACAGAGGCCCAAAGACUAAGCCCUGGGAUAGGCCUGUGUUUAAGGAUAAAAAAAGGAGGAAAAUCCAGCAUGAGAGAUGGAGGAAGAGCAGUCAGUGAGCUAGAAGGAAAACCAAGAGUUCCUGAAGCCAAAUGGGGAACGUGAGCACACCAUAUUCUUCAGAGAAGUUGAGUAAGAUGAGGAUGAGGAACUCAUCACUGGCUUUGGCACAUAGAGGUCACUGGUCCACGGUUUCAUUGAAGUGUUGGGAUGACAGCCUGUUUGGAAUGGGCUCAAAAGAGAACAGGAAGAGGAGUGGAGACAAGGAGUCCAGACAACUCUUCAGAGGAGUUUAGCUGAAAAGGGACACAAAGAAAUGGGACAGUAUCUGGACACGGUGUAUGGUCAAGAGAGGGAGCUCUUGCAGCCAGCAAGUGUUCUGAAGUGCCCUGUGGUGGGACACUUAAGUUACUAUUAGCACAAUUAUUUUGCUGUUAUAAAUAGUGCUGCUGAAUGAAGGCCACAUCAGGAUCUUGUUUUUAAAAAGAAAUGUCCUUGUUCUGGGUAUGUGUUUUGUCAACAUGACAUCCUGCUCAUCAUGAACUGGUUCCACAUUUCUAUUUUGUUCAAGAUGGAAGGCUUUGAUACUGUGCACUCAGGUUUUCUCUGGUCAACACUUCCAGAUCCUCUGCAUUUCAGAGCCCACAGAGAACCCCUGAGGCCACUGGGCUCAGUUCUGUCCGUGACCAACUUUCUGGGUCCUAGCCCCAUGUGUCCCUCCCCUGCAGUAGACUGUAGCCACACAAAAAGUUCGAGAAGGGCAGGGGCUGUGGGCCAUCAACUCCUUUAUUCCCCAGAACACCUGCCCACCCCUCGGGUCCUGGGGAGAGGAAGGGACCCUGUGAGUACUUAAUGAUUGCCCCAGGAAGCAAGGCCUUCCUGAGCCAGGGGGCUCUCUGGGACCAUUUCUUACACAGCAGGACAGCUGUGGGCCAACCAGGCCUGCCCUGAGGACUGGGCCAGAGCCCUUGAGGGGACCGCAGGGAAAGGCCCAAAGGACCAAGUGCUCAGCAAAGACCAAGGCAGCCUGGACUGAGCUAGACACCCAGGCUCCAGGUUCCUUCCUCUGAAACAUCUGCAGGUUUCUGGGAGGCGAAGGGGUCUCAGCUGCCAUGGCUGACCUCUGUGGGACCUCUUCUUCAGCUCCAGAUGGUCUCCACAGGGUUCAUAUACACAGGCUCCCUACACGCACGCAUGCACGUGCAUACACACACACACACACACACACCCCAGAGUAAAUUUACUGAUAUACACCAAUAUGAACACAGACACACAAUGACUUACCUAUACACACAUAUUAAUAGAUGCCCAGACUGCUCUGAACACACACCUUCAGACAUCCACACAGACUCGCACUCCACCCGCAUACACACACUGACACAGCACAUUCACAUACAAAGAUACACACUGACAUGUACUACACAGAGACACGCUGAAACACAUCCAUAUACACACCACACACACUGAGCGGUACAGUGAUACACACAGGCACAGAUGCACAGACAUACGCUGAUGUGAUUGUACAACUGUGGUCACACUGAUGCAUACAUGCAAUCAUCUGCGCAGACUCAUACAAACGGACACAAAUACCUGAAAUACAGAGCCACAGACAGACACACGUGGAAGCACGGAAUGCACAGAACACUCACACAGUACAUACCAUGCCGCACACACCGGGACCCACACAGUCUAACAAGCCCCAAGGGUCUCCAGGGCUCCCCUGGGGCUACUGCCCACCCCUCCCACCAUCCCCGCCAGGGUAAGAUGGUGUCCCCCAGGGAACAGAAGUCUCCAGUCCCAUCUUAAGCUCUGCUGGAUCCCUCGUGACAUCAACCAGCCCCCUCGCGGCUGCCGGGAGCUGUGAGCUCUGUGCUGGGGCCAGGCCGGCACCGGGCACAGACACUUAGGCCCUUGUUGGGAGAACAGAGAGAGGCUCUCUUGUCCACUGCCUGUCUUCGGUUCCAACCGCUGGUUCUCCUAGAGGCCUCUCCUCAGACUCGCAGAGCGGCCUGAUCAUUGCUACAGAAUGAACUCUAGCCCAGCUGGGACCACCAGUCCACAGCCCUCCAAGGCCAAUGGGAACAUCAACCUGGGGCCUUCAGCCAACCCAAAUGCCCGGCCCACGGACUUCGACUUCCUCAAAGUCAUCGGCAAAGGGAACUACGGGAAGGUCCUGCUGGCCAAGCGCAAGUCUGAUGGAACGUUCUAUGCAGUGAAGGUGCUGCAGAAAAAGUCCAUCUUAAAGAAGAAAGAGCAGAGUCACAUCAUGGCAGAGCGCAGUGUACUUCUGAAGAAUGUGCGGCACCCCUUCCUCGUGGGCCUGCGCUACUCCUUCCAGACACCUGAGAAGCUCUACUUCGUGCUCGACUAUGUCAACGGGGGAGAGCUCUUCUUCCACCUGCAGCGGGAGCGCCGGUUCCUGGAGCCCCGGGCCAGGUUCUACGCUGCCGAGGUGGCCAGCGCCAUUGGCUACCUGCACUCCCUCAACAUCAUUUACAGGGACCUGAAACCAGAGAACAUUCUCUUGGACUGCCAGGGACACGUGGUGCUGACGGAUUUUGGCCUCUGCAAGGAAGGUGUAGAGCCUGAAGAGACCACAUCCACGUUCUGUGGUACCCCCGAGUACUUGGCACCUGAAGUGCUUCGGAAAGAGCCUUGUGAUCGGGCGGUAGACUGGUGGUGCUUGGGGGCAGUCCUCUACGAGAUGCUGCACGGCCUGCCGCCCUUCUACAGCCAAGACGUGUCCCAGAUGUAUGAGAACAUUCUGCACCAGCCGCUACAGAUCCCUGGGGGCCGGACGGUGGCCGCCUGUGACCUCCUGCAAAGCCUUCUCCACAAGGACCAGAGGCAGCGGCUGGGCUCCAAAGCAGACUUUCUGGAGAUUAAGAACCAUGUAUUCUUCAGCCCUAUAAACUGGGAUGACCUGUACCACAAGAGGCUAACUCCACCCUUCAACCCAAAUGUGGCAGGACCUGCUGACUUGAAGCAUUUUGACCCAGAGUUCACCCAGGAAGCUGUGUCCAAGUCCAUUGGCUGUACCCCUGACACUGUGGCCAGCAGCUCUGGGGCCUCAAGUGCAUUCCUGGGAUUUUCUUAUGCGCCAGAGGAUGAUGACAUCUUGGAUUGCUAGAAGGGAAGCACCUGUGAAACUACUGAGGGCGGCUGGUAUUAGUAAGGAAUUACCUUCAGCUGCUAGGAAGAGCGACUCAAAGUAACAAUGGCUUAAAUGAGAAGCAGGUUUAUUUUUUCCACCACAUAAAAGAAAAAUAAUGUUAUGGAGUCCAGUGCUGGCAGGACAGGUCAUCAGCUACUCAGAGGCUGUAUUUCUGCCCUGCCAACCUUGACAAAUGGCUUCCAAUGUUAGGUUUGCUACAAGAUGGUUACUGGAGCUCUAGCUGCCAAUUUUGUGUUUGGGGAAGGGAAAACAGAGGAAAGGGGGAGAAGAGCAAAGGGCGCUUCUGAAGAGCUUUCCCAAAAGCUCUACCCAAUGCCUUCUGCUUCCAUCUCACUAACCACCCACCCCUACCUGGAAUGGAGGCUGGGAGAUGUGGCUUAUUUGCUGGGUACGUGACUAUCCCUCAUAACAAAGGGGUUCUGACACUAAGGGAGGAGGGGAGAAUGUUGGGUAGGCAGCCAGUACUCUUUACCAGGGGGCUUCCUGGUGUUUGGAGUUUGAUCUCAAUGUGUAAAAUGACAGAGAUGUAACAAGCUCGUCGGGUAUCAAUAUCUCUUAUUGUUCUAUGUUGAUGAUAUCUCUUUGUUGUGGAUAAUAUUGAACAUGUGUUAUUG
Molecule: messenger RNA, 3979 nt
Organism: Chlorocebus sabaeus (green monkey)
Lineage: Eukaryota; Metazoa; Chordata; Mammalia; Primates; Cercopithecidae
Gene: SGK2
Product: serum/glucocorticoid regulated kinase 2
Biological process (GO): protein phosphorylation
Molecular function (GO): protein serine/threonine kinase activity; ATP binding
Source: RefSeq, a predicted model, not a curated record